AUUCAAGUGUCAACCAACACGAGCAUGCUGCAUCGAGCGCUGUCUGCCGCGCCGCGCACUCGGCAGCUGCUUCAUGCGUCCUUGUCGACCGCUAGUUCCCGCUAUCCCAGUCUCAUCACGGGAGAUGCGUACAACAACGUGAGCGAAUCGAUUGCGUCUAAGGUGGGUUUGAAUCUCCAUCGGCAGCCCAACCACCCGUUGAACAUCAUCAAGACCAAGAUCGCGUCAUACUUUGACGACCUACACGCCAAGGGGAACCACCCCCGGAUGCAAUUGUUUGACAACCUGUCGCCCGUGGUAUCUGUCGAGGACUGCUUUGACCACAUGCUCAUUCCCAAGGAUCACGUGAGUCGCCGACCCACGGACACGUACUACCUGAACCCGUCGACGCUGCUGCGGACACACACGAGCUGCCACGAAGUGCCCCUCAUGAAGAAAGGCAUCCGGAACUUCCUCGUCGCCGGCGACGUCUACCGCCGCGACGAGAUCGAUGCGAGCCAUUACCCCGUGUUCCAUCAAAUGGAAGGUCUCCGCUUCUUCCCCGAGCUAAGCCAAGCCGUGCCGUACGACGACCGCGUCGCCAUCGUACAAGAGCAUCUCAAGUCGACGCUGGAAGGGAUGGUCGAGUCCAUCUUUGGCAAAGUCGAGAUGCGCUGGGUCGACGCGUACUUUCCAUUCACGCACCCAUCGCUCGAGCUCGAGAUUUUCUUUGAAGGCCAAUGGCUGGAAGUGCUCGGGUGUGGCGUCCUGCAGAGGCAAAUUGCAGAGCAUGGCGGUGUCGUGGACGAAGUAGGGUGGGCGUUCGGGCUCGGGCUGGAACGACUGGCUAUGGUGCUGUUUGACAUCCCCGACAUUCGGUUGUUCUGGUCCACGGACGCGCGGUUCUUGUCCCAGUUCAAAGACGGCGUGAUCACCCAGUUCAAGCCGUACAGCAAGUACCCCCCUUGUUACAAGGACGUGAGCUUCUGGCUCGCGCCAGACUUUCACGAGAACAACUUGUUUGAAGUCGUGCGCAACGUUGCUGGCGAUAUGGUCGAGCAGGUGUCGCUUGUGGACGAGUUUACGCACCCCAAGACCCAUCGAUCGAGCAAAUGCUUUCGCAUCACGUACCGUCACUUGGAUCGGAACUUGACAAACGAAGAAGUGGACGACAUUCAGGUCGUGGUGCGCGAUGCCUUGGUCAAGGACUUGGGCGUGGAAUUGCGAUAAACCAAGUAAAGGGUUCCUGGCAAGUUGCCAUGUAAACACAACAUGGACUAAACGUUCCUGGCAAGUUGCCAUGUAAACACAACAUGGAGUAAACGUUCCUGGCAAGUUGCCAUGUAAACACAACAUGGAGUAAACGUUCCUGGCAAGUAUGCCAUGUAAACACAACAUG
Molecule: messenger RNA, 1378 nt
Organism: Aphanomyces astaci
Lineage: Eukaryota; Oomycota; Saprolegniomycetes; Saprolegniales; Verrucalvaceae
Product: phenylalanine-tRNA ligase
Exons: 9
Coding region: 25-1209 (394 amino acids)
Biological process (GO): phenylalanyl-tRNA aminoacylation
Cellular component (GO): mitochondrion; cytoplasm
Molecular function (GO): ATP binding; phenylalanine-tRNA ligase activity; tRNA binding
Source: RefSeq, a predicted model, not a curated record